AUGCCCAAACUGUCCUCCAUUCGGGCCCAUAUUCUGAUGGGAAAUGCACUGCUGCCUGGCCCGGGGCAGGACGCCAGUGCGCACGCCGGGCGCGGCGGAAGGUCGCGGCCCAGGGCGGCUACUCCCGCCCUCAGGCGACCAGAAGGGUCCGGGCAGCGGAGUCUCCCCGCCUCGCCUCGCCCUAGGCCGUCGCCCCUCAACUCCUCCUCCGCGGGCUUCGCUCGUCAGGCCCGCCGGCCCUCCGCCCCCCCGGCCCGUGGCAGCGGCCGCCUCACCUACAACCCGAGGGUGGGCCCGUCCCGCUCCACCAAGGCAACGCUGAAGGUCUUCUCGAACCAACGCCGUCUGCGCCUGCGCGACCUCGCUCCCCGCCGCGCCUGCGCGCCCGUCGCUCCGGAGCGCGAGUGCGCGCGGUGCCGCGCCUCAGACCAGGCGCGCAGGGGGCCGCGGCGGACGCCUCCGCCAACUGCCCGGCUUCGCGUGCGCGUGCGCAGGAGGCCCCGCAGGCGGGUGACCGGCGCGGGUUGUGGAAAUGGCCGAAAGGGCUUGAGGACCUUCGCUGUGCCCGGAGGCGCCGUUCUCGCGAGAACGUGCCGGAGCCAUGGCUACUGUUCCCUGAAGGUGCGCGGGCAGGGCGCCAGCAGAGAAGCAGGGCGGGCUCUGCAGACACGAGCUGCAAGCCUGAGUGUCGCUCCCAGACCCUGCCACCCUCUGGUGGAUGACUUGCAGAUCUUUAUGGGAACUUUACAGGUCAACUAUAGUUUUUAAAAUUUGCCUGAGCACUGAGGUGAGAGAUUUGAUGGAGGCAUCCCAUUUAGGACCGAGUGUGCCAAGGCCUCUCACUCUCUGAACAUUGCCCAGGUGUGAGUCCGUAUUAGUUCCCAUCUUCUGUCGGAGGAAGCUUCUCUGAUGAUAGCUGAAGACGUUCCGAUCCAUGGGUUGUUGCAAGAUAUUGGCUCACAUUUAGAACCUCCCUACUGUGUAUUGGAAAAACCGUGUUGUGCUGUGACUCAACCCUACUAAAUAAAGUCACCGACAGGUCAAGAGGUAGAGCAAGCCACCAACUGAGAGGAAGUGAGCAAAAAUAAUUAGAAAGGACAGUCUUUAAGAUGAAGAGUACUUAAGACAGCACAGAGAAGGAGAAAGCUUUUUCCUUCUGGAAUGUCAGAGGAGUAGGAAGGUCAGUUGGAUGCUUUCUCUGCCUCUCUGAGCUAGUGGGCUUUCACCACAGA
Molecule: messenger RNA, 1232 nt
Organism: Rattus norvegicus (Norway rat)
Lineage: Eukaryota; Metazoa; Chordata; Mammalia; Rodentia; Muridae
Source: RefSeq, a predicted model, not a curated record